Messenger RNA from Exophiala spinifera, 609 nucleotides. RefSeq lists its product as uncharacterized. The transcript has a single exon. The coding region runs from base 1 to 609 and encodes 202 amino acids. The record is from RefSeq and is a predicted model, not a curated record. Lineage: Eukaryota; Fungi; Ascomycota; Eurotiomycetes; Chaetothyriales; Herpotrichiellaceae.
AUGAGGAGUGCCUGGCAGAGAUGCAGCGAGUUGGGGCUAAGCAACAUCGAGUUCAGGGACUUGAUCACCCAUAUACCACCACCGACGAUUGAGCGUCUCCCGGAGGACAAGUCGUGGCUCAUCCCUUUGUGUGUUAUCCAGGAUGAUAAAUUGUGUAAGAUGAGGUUUAUGUACCAGAACUUGGAUGAGUUCGUGGAGCUGAUUCACAACGGUACUAUGGUGGAGAUUAGAGACGCAUUUGCGCUGUCGGCGGCGGUGGACCCGUGGAUGGGCUUGCUUAUGGAGGAGAGUGGGCUUGAGUCCAUGGAUGCGAUCAUGUACAACGACUGGAACGUGGAAAAGCCCGUGAUCGGCCUUUCGGGCUGGACAUUGAAGAGGCGUGCAAGGAACUACUUGAUUGCAACGGCGACCGCCAGCUCGAUCAAGAUCCUUUACGAGCGCAAUAUGGUAGGGCCCGUUUCGAUCUUGAAAUUGGACGAUUACACAGAUAGCAACUCACAUGAACUGCUGACCAGGAUCUGGCACGAGUUCAGGAACUCCCACGGCAUAGGUGGUUGGGACGUGGGAUCAGGAAAUCAGAUGGCAUCUGAUAACGGGUCUGCAGCGUAG